Messenger RNA from Metarhizium brunneum ARSEF 3297, 960 nucleotides. RefSeq lists its product as uncharacterized. Gene Ontology annotation, biological process: protein import into mitochondrial matrix. The record is from RefSeq and is a predicted model, not a curated record. NCBI's taxonomy places the organism in Eukaryota, Fungi, Ascomycota, Sordariomycetes, Hypocreales, Clavicipitaceae. Gene Ontology annotation, cellular component: TIM23 mitochondrial import inner membrane translocase complex.
AUGACCAAGCCAUCCCUCAAGCAAACAACAUUAAACGCUCUCGCCAACUCCUUCACGCCAGCAAGCGCCCUCGCACUCGGCAAGAAGAAGGCCACCGCCACCGAAGCCAACGCCAAGAAGGGAAUCAAGCGCAAGACCGGCAGAAAGGGCCUUCGAAACAUCCAACCCCCCCAAGCGUCAGUCCCCAGCAAAACGCAAAACCCACCACCGAACCCAGCGAUACUGACACCCAAAACCACCAGCCCAUCAGAAGACGACGCCAAACCCCCCAAACCGCGACAGCCUCCCUCCCUCUCGUCGGGCGGCAUCCCCUCCCCCUCCACGCACUACCUGACGCAGUCCCUCGCGCCGCCCACGCUGCUCCCCCAGCCGCGCCGCAUCCUCGUCAUCCUCGACCUCAACGGCACCCUCCUCCACCGGCCCUCGCCCCGGCGCCCGUCGCACUUCGUCGAGCGCCCCCACGCCCGGAGCUUCCUCAAGUACUGCCUCGACACGUUCCACCUGGCGAUAUGGUCGUCCGCGCGGCCCCAAAACGUAAACAACAUGGUCGCCCAGCUCCUCACGCCCGACGAGUGCGCGCGCUGCGUCGUCGUCUGGGCCCGCGACCGCCUCGGCCUCUCGGGCGACGACUACGACGCCCGCGUCCAGGUGUACAAGAGGCUCUCCAGCCUCUGGGACGACCCGCGCGUCAGGGCCUCCCACCCGGACGCCGCCGCCGGCUCGUGCUGGGACCAGUCCAACACCGUGCUGGUCGACGACUCGCGCGAGAAGGGCAGGAGCGAGCCCUACAACAUCCUGCCCGUGCCCGAGUUCUCCGGCCUGCAGGCUGAGUCGCCCCAUGUCUUGCCCCAGGUUCACGAUUACCUGAACGCACUGUGCUUCCAGGCCGACGUCAGUCGGUACAUGCGCGAAAAUCCAUUCCGUUUGGACUCUGGGUACACCUUACCGGGGGCCUCUUGA